AUGGCAGAGGAACAGCGCAGCCUGAGAUCAGUCUACGAGGACGCCGAGCAGAAGCGAAGCAGCCUGGACGGUUAUUCAAGCAGCAACUCCUCCGCCUUCCAAGAGAACCUGAUAGUCGCUCUGCAACUGUUCGAAGAGUGUGUCAGCAUCGCCGACCGGAUAUCUCUGUUCAGCCCAAACGAGACUCUUGAGGAUAUUGCGACCGCGGACCUGCCGUAUCUCCUGUUAAACUACCGCAUUGCUGAACUGGUCCUCCGGGUGAAUGGUUACGAGAACAGGAAAGCGAACAUACUGCAGGCCCAGAAGAGAUAUGAGCGCUUUCUGAAGCAGUUGGACAACUACGAUCUCUUGAUUAAAGACGAUGCAGCGUUGUUUGAGCAGUAUCACGAAGCACCGAACACUUUCUCCACCGCAUCCACCACAGAUGCAGCAGCAAGACGAGAUGCGAAGAUCAGACGGUUCAAGGACGAGAAGGCACUGAAGCAAAAGCUCGAACACCUACGCAGCAACCCGACAGUAUUGCACAAUGAUGAGGCAGCAGCGAGAGAGCUCUGCCUGACGGAGCUUGCUUUUUGCACACAUCAGACCUUCGCACAGCUCGAAGGUAUCGGGCAGGAACUGCACAUACUCUCACUUGCGCCGCCAUCACCACCGCCAGAGUCUUCUAGCACGGUUGACGGACGAGAACGCAAUGGGAGGCACGCUAACGGCUACAACGAGCGGUUAGAUGCACCUCCACUGUCUGCAGGCAUGCGUGGGCCAAUCUUAGACAGCAAAGGAAAGCCACUUCGUCCAUUCACGUUGACGAGCAAGCGUCAGGAGUUUGCCAAUGGAGUCUUCAGGCCUGAUCAUAGCUUGCCGACCAUGAGCAUCGACGAGUACCUUGAGGAGGAGCGAAAGCGAGGUGGUAUGAUUGAUGGUGGCGGGCCGCAGAGUGAGGUCAAGCCUGUGGUGGACGAGGAUGAUAUGGAAGCCGCUGAUCGUGAGACGAUGAAGGCGAGGGAGUGGGAUGAAUAUGUCGAGGCGAACCCGAAGGGCAGCGGCAACACGCUGAAUAGAGGAUGA
Recurvomyces mirabilis is the source of this 1065-nucleotide messenger RNA. RefSeq names its product Type 2A phosphatase-associated protein 42 (gene TAP42). The record is from RefSeq and is a predicted model, not a curated record. The coding region runs from base 1 to 1065 and encodes 354 amino acids. NCBI's taxonomy places the organism in Eukaryota, Fungi, Ascomycota, Dothideomycetes, Mycosphaerellales, Teratosphaeriaceae. Gene Ontology annotation, molecular function: protein phosphatase 2A binding. Gene Ontology annotation, biological process: regulation of dephosphorylation; regulation of signal transduction. The transcript has a single exon. Gene Ontology annotation, cellular component: cytosol.